ACAUGGGUCAAACUCAAACCACUCCCCAGAAACUUCACCUCCGUAUAGAUACAUUAUUUACGUAGUCAUGUUGCGAAACGGAUGUCGAGAGACGAGAACUUCAAGGGGUUUUGUAUGACAAGAGGCGGAUUAGUUAUGUUUGUAUAAUUAUGUUUAAUUAGAUGUUUGGUCAUGGGGGAACUGUACAGAUUUUAGUGAAGAGGAUUUACGAGUGGACAAAGACCGAGCAGAGGUUGAGGAGACUUGGACUGUUUGUCAUGGGGAACAACUGCAGUCAUCUGGGGAUCCCUCCAGCCAAGGGCCCCUAUCCUGUGGGCUGCACCGACUUCAUGCUGGACCACACUGCUCACGGCAGCUUCUUCCGUCUGUACUAUCCGUGUCAGGAGUCAGAUAAAGCAGAGAAGCCCGACUGGGUCCCCUGCAGAGAAUAUUUCAACGGUCUGGCAGAUUUCAUGAAAAUCAACAGGGCGUUCAGUGAGAGGAUCUUCAACUACCUCUUUGGGUCCUAUAAGAUCCCAGCCUAUAUGGACGCUCCCUUUAAAGCUGAUGAGAAGUGUCCUGUUGUUAUUUUCUCCCACGGUCUUGGAGCAUUUAGGACUUUGUAUUCAGCCAUUUGUGCAGAGCUGGCAUCGCGGGGUUUUAUUGUGGCAUCAGUUGAACACAGAGAUGAAUCAUCUUCUGCCACAUAUUAUUAUCGUGAAAAGACAGAGGAGGAGAAGGCCAAACCAAGUGUGCCUAAGAACUGUGCCUCUGACCCAGACCACCUGAUCAAAGUGUGGAUGUACUACAGAGCUCUGAAGCAUGGAGAGAGUGAGUUCCCUGUCAGGAACAAACAGGUGAAGCAGAGGGCAGAUGAGUGUAUUCUGGCUCUGGAGAGACUGGAAGAGAUAAACUCAGGGAGACCGCUACAAAACGUACUGAAGACAGAGUUUGACUGGACCACACUGGAGAAUUCAAUGGACCUGUGCAGGUUAGCGGUGAUGGGGCAUUCAUUUGGAGGAGCCACUGCCAUUGAGGCACUGUGUAAAGAGGUCAAAUUUAAGUGUGGCAUCGCGCUGGACGCUUGGAUGUUCCCUUUAGAUGAGGAAAUCUUCCCUCGGGUCAAACAGCCGAUCUUCUUUAUAAACUCAGAGAGGUUUCAAUGGGCAGGAAACAUCAGCCGCAUGAGGAAACUGAACUCUGCUGUCAUACAGAGGAAGAUGAUCACCAUCAGAGGAACUGUGCACCAGAGCUUCCCAGACUUCACGUUCCUGACUGGAAACUGGAUUGGAAAGUUAAUGAAGCUGAAAGGAGAGAUCGACCCUGAGCUCGCCAUAGACCUGUCCAAUAAAGCAUCACUGGCAUUUUUACAGAGGCAUCUGGGUCUUGAGAAGGACUUUAACCAGUGGGAUCCUCUGAUCGAUGGAGAGGAUGAAAACCUGAUCCAGGGCACUAAUGUCAUACAGUCGUCCAUCUGAGCCUGGUGUGGUCUGGGCUCCCCUCACAGACACAGGAUUAAAGGGGACAGGCCUGUUCACCACAGAGGCCUUCACUGGUGCAGACUCUGGAAAAAGCUCUACCUCAGCAGAAGUGUGUCGCUGUUUGUAUGAGGCCAGAAGCAGUCUACUCUUACCGUGGCAACUACAUGAGAAAGACUUCUUUUUGGAUCGUGAAGUGUUACAUCAUGGGUCCACCUCUUUUGGGUCCAUGAACAGAAAGAAUAUGGACUUUGUCUGAACCUCAUGCUGAAUUAAGACAUAUCAGAGGACAGACAGGUUUAAGAUAUCCUGUAUUUCCUAUUAAUUGGAGACUAUGGUGGUUUUAGUUUUUUUUGUCAAAUUUUAGUCUAAAAACAAGCUGAACAAAGACUUGGUAAUAUUUAUAAUACAUAAUAAUAAAAUAACUUUAUUCUUAUAGUAUUGUCAUAAAUAUUAAGAAAUAAUUAUUCUUAAUUUGUAACCAAUUCUUUUUAUCAGCAGAGGCAAUAUGUAACAUGAAUUCUUAAUUAAUUUUUAUACAUUAAAAUAAUUCAAAUUUGGAUAUCUUAGAUUAAUAUCAUAGUCUCAGUACAGACUUGUCGGAAACCGGUAUCUGGGAGUAAUAGUUCUUUCAAAUAAAUUGUUUUAUAGCAUUUUUAUUUAUAGGCGUACAAAAAAAUAAAUGAUAAAUGCCUGAAGACAAAACAGUACACUUAGUUUUUAUGCAUUCAGCCAGUUUAAAAUGGCAUUGUACAAAUCUGUCAAAACACCAUUAUUGUGAAUGAGAUUGGAAUUCCAUUGGACCUAGAAGUAGUUAUGCCAUGAUUAUGUAACAGUCCCAAUGGUCUCACAUGUGUAUAUAUUUGUAAAUCAUAAUGCUGUGCAGAUAAACAGUAUGGCUGCAGUGCGAUUAUGUGAAAUGGCCUUGAAUAAGACUGAUGUCCUUCAGUUUGAUUGAUCUGGACACGAGAAUGUACCUUCAACAAUGCAAUAAUAAUGGUUAACCUACAAUGUUAAACUGCAUGUAAUUUUAACACUAAUACUGAAUCAAUCAUCCAUGUGCCUCAACUCUACAGUCUCUUUUAAUACUUUUAUACACCUAUCGUCCACUAUAUCUGCUAAUAAGAAAUGUAAUAAAUUGGGUUUGUAUACAUGA
Boleophthalmus pectinirostris (great blue-spotted mudskipper) is the source of this 2613-nucleotide messenger RNA. It is a transcript of the gene pla2g7, whose product is annotated as phospholipase A2, group VII (platelet-activating factor acetylhydrolase, plasma). Lineage: Eukaryota; Metazoa; Chordata; Actinopteri; Gobiiformes; Gobiidae. Gene Ontology annotation, molecular function: 1-alkyl-2-acetylglycerophosphocholine esterase activity. Bases 162 to 1457 code for a protein of 431 amino acids. The record is from RefSeq and is a predicted model, not a curated record. The transcript has 11 exons.